Molecule: messenger RNA, 3206 nt
Organism: Tetranychus urticae (two-spotted spider mite)
Lineage: Eukaryota; Metazoa; Arthropoda; Arachnida; Trombidiformes; Tetranychidae
Biological process (GO): negative regulation of DNA-templated transcription
Cellular component (GO): nucleus; PRC1 complex
Molecular function (GO): chromatin binding; histone binding
Source: RefSeq, a predicted model, not a curated record
CUUCUAUUCAUGUUUCCAGAGGUCGCUUUAUUUUGCUCUUUGAUUUGUUUUGAAAUUUGGUAUGAAUGUUCAAUGUUGAUGUUCAGAAUUGACUGAUUAAUGUGAUUUACUGUGUUUUCAGUUUAUAACUUCAUCAAUUAUUUAUUAUUAAUUUAAAUUUGGUGAGGAACAAACGAUCAGUGCAAGAUGAAAAAUGAACAAGAUUUACAACAUCAGCAGCAGCAGCAGCAGCAGCAACAACAACAACAACAACUUCAACAUCAACAUCAGCAACAAUCUCAACAAUCAAAUCAACAACAACACCAAUCUCAAGCCCAAUUGCAACCACAAACAUUAGUUUACUCGCCUCAAGUUCCAAUCCAAUGUAGUCCGAUGUAUUCACCACAAAUUAUGCUUUCACACAAUGGUACUAUCAUGCCUAUUACGGCUUUACAACAAGCUGGAGGGAAUCUUAUUCAAAUGACACAUCAAUAUGGUAAUAAACAGAAUAAGAAUGUAGCCAUUGCUGCUUCACCACAACAACAAAUGCAAGCAUCUCAACAACAACCACAAAUCACGCUAGUAGCUUCUCAACUACCAACAAUUAUACCGAAUAACCAGCAACCAACCAUUCUGCCCAAUCCUGGUAAAUCUAAUGAACCAAGAGGGAAAUUGGCUGCCCGAAAUAUCUCUAAUUCUGUUUCUCCUAAGGUAAUAUCUCAAGGAACUCAACAGAUUCAACCUAAAUCACCUCAUAUUCUCCCUCAAUCGGUCAUCACUAGCCAACAAGGUUUGAUGGCACAACAAUUCAAAACACUGCCGCAAAAUAGCUUUAUUACCGGUCAAUCACCACAAGCAUUGAAUAAUCAAUAUUUUAUUCAAGCUUUCCCUGGACCUACUGGACCUACUAUAUUAGCGCCAAACAACCAACAUUAUCUUCCUAGAGCUUCAAAUCAAUCUGACAUGGUGAUAGUGGCACCUAACUCUUUCAACACUACACCAUUUUAUAUAAAUCAGAGUGGUACAGCCUUUGUUAGUAGCAAUUCUCUUAGUGGCACUUCGGUCAUAUCAGUUUCUUCAAAUAAUUCUCACACUGCCACCAAUACAACCCAAUCAGGGAUAAAUAAAGGGCAAACAUGUAUGAUUGCACCAGCAACUCAACAUACGCCAACAACAAAUCGAUAUAAAAAUUUAAAACCCGCCAUAGUUCAGUCAUCUAUUGGUACACAAACAUCUACAUCAGCUCCUUCAACAACUGUAUCUCAAACAUUAACUCCAAUAAUUACUCAUAAUCAUCCUACUAAUAAUACUUCUACUACAACAUCAAUGAAUGUCUCGAAAGGAAAGUCAAAUAAAAACAUUCAAAGCUCAACAAAUAAAAUACCAAUUGAGAAACAAGGAUCAGAGGCACGUCAAACUAUGACUGUUACAUUGAUCCCUCAAGUUAAUAAUCCAUUGGCUGCACAAUCAAUCAGUGAGAAGAUGAUUUCUCAAGAUAAUUCUUGUAAUACCAGUACAAUGGGGACAGAUCCGAUGGGGGCCAAUAAAACCGAUGGGUCUUAUCAGACACCUAAAGCAAUUAAUGAUGAAAGUAAAUUUGCUCAAAAUGUUCCGAACAAGGGCCAAGAAAAAUUAAAAAAUAAAACUGUGGCUGCGCGAAGUGUUUCAAAUAAUGCUCUGAAAGAAAAGAUGAUCCAAUCUCCAAGCAGAGAUGUGGACGGGAAAAAAGAUGCUGCUACUGGAAACGAUGUUGGUUUGAUGACGCCAGUGAUCUCUGAGAACAAUGCUCCUCAAGAUAUGAAUAAUUUGAAUAAUGGACGUAAAAAAUCUACUAAUGGUGUUGCUAGAUCAAAUGGAGCAAAAAGUCCACAAAAAGCUAUAGUCAAACCUUAUGUCAAUGAAUCAGGUGUGUUAACACAUGUUAUAGAUGGAUUUGUUAUUCAAGAAAGUCAAUCACCAUUCCCUAUAAAUACUGAAGGUUCUCAAGAAGCAAAUUCAGAGGAAACAAUUAUUGAAUCAAUCAAUGAAGAUGAAGACAAAGACAAAGAGGAUACAAUUAUUAUGAAUGAUCAAAUGCUUGGUAAAAAUGUGUCCUCGGAAGCAGCAAUUGCACCUCUGAAAUCUAAAAUUGACGCUGUAUGUGAAUAUUGUGGUAAAAAUAUCACAAAAGGAAACAAGAAGAAAAAGUCUAAACGUUUUUGUUCCAAUAUUUGUGCCAAAAAGUUUUCUAAUAAUGCAAAUAUUCCCAGUAUUGUCAGUACGGAAGAUUUUGAAUCACCAGACAAAAAUAUGAACAAAUUUACUGUUGAAUCUAUUCAAGAUUCAAAAACAGAUAAUAGUCCAAAUCGUGAACAUAAUAUUAAGAAGCCAAAAACCGAUAUCUCACCAAAUCGAGGUAAUGCUGAAGCUCCAUCUGAAUCCAUGGACACAAAUGAAGGAGGUUUUAUCCCUGCAAGCGGAACAAAUCCUAAUCUAUGGAAUGUCCAAGAUGUUUAUGAUUUUGUACGAAAUUUACCUGGAUGUCAAGAAUAUGCUGAUGAAUUUAAAUCCCAGGAAAUCGAUGGACAAGCACUCAUGUUACUUAAGGAAGAUCAUCUUAUGUCUGCUAUGAGUAUGAAGCUUGGACCCGCUUUGAAAAUUUGCUCCAGGAUCAAUUCAUUAUUCAGAGCUGAAGCUGCUAAAGCUCAACAAUAAUUUAUGAAAAAUUAGUUCCAUUGUCUAUGAGCAUUUCAGUAUACCUUUCAAUCAAUUUUUUAAAUCUGUGAUGCUUCAUUAUAUUUUUUUUGACUUGACAAAUCUAUUAAUCUCAUAAGUUUUACUGAUUAACUUUUUUUGAUUUGAAUCAUGGAAAACUAGAUCAUCCCAGCGUAUAAAUUAUUUUAUCAUCAUCAAUGGUGAUUAGAUGUGAUACCACAUCUUAUUCAAACUUAAUUAACUAAUCAUCGUCGUUACAUUCUCAUUGCGACUUCAUCUCAUCGCAUCCAAAUGGAUAAAUAUAUUUGCCAUUGAAUCGUGACUAUUGACUUAUUCAACCAAUGAACUUUUUAUCCUGAUCAUUUUGUAUUUUUAUCCAAUUUUUUUAUGAAAAUACCAUUUCCCUUUUGCUUAUAUAUAUUUAUAAAAGUAAUGCACCUUUUCAUCUGAAUCUAUCUGUACAAUGAUUCGGUGAUAUUUUCCGCUCCACCUCAUCCAAGUUAACUUUAUAAAUUUAUUUCUUAAAUUAUGAA